Messenger RNA from Helicoverpa armigera (cotton bollworm), 4815 nucleotides. RefSeq lists its product as uncharacterized. Gene Ontology annotation, molecular function: nucleic acid binding. Bases 1 to 4815 code for a protein of 1604 amino acids. The transcript has 2 exons. NCBI's taxonomy places the organism in Eukaryota, Metazoa, Arthropoda, Insecta, Lepidoptera, Noctuidae. The record is from RefSeq and is a predicted model, not a curated record.
AUGGUGAACACGCGAAGCGCGGCGCGCCGGGAACAAGAUAUUGAAGAACCUACGCCUACUAAUGUAAAGAAGUCCGAGGCUAGCAGAAGACCAUUGGUAAAAUCUCCUUCUGCGAGGUCUUCGGUGAAGGCGCGGAGGGCACGAUUGAUACUCGAGGCGGCGGAACAAAUGGCGCUUCUGAAAAUGGAACUCAUUGAAAAGAAGCUGGCUGCCGACCUGGCGAAGCUGGACAGCUGCGGCUCGCAGUCGCUAGCUGAUGGUGAACCUGGUGAAGAGGAAAAUGCGUCUCGAAUCGAGGAGUGGGUGAAGACACAGCGCGUCACUAGCUGUCACGACGAUGCGCUGCGCCCGGCACAACGGCAAGACGCUGUCUUGCAGCAAUUGGAUAACGCCGGCCCAUCCCAGCUCGGGAACGUGCAACCAAACCAGAGCGGUACUGACGACGGCACUAUGCACAUGCAAUCGGCAUGUGUGCUUAAGGACCUAGCCGCCGCCACCGCAACCACCAACGCCAACCAGGCAGAAACUAAGCUGCUUAACCAACUGUCUAUGCCAAAAGACUUACCGAAGUUUGACGGUGACCCGCUUGAUUGGCUACAGUUUAAGCAAGCAUAUGAAGAGUCUUCUCAAGUCAGCAAGUUUAGCGACCGAGAAAACUUAUGUGACAUCACUGCAUGCGGACAACCGCAUCAUCGCCUGCUGCACUACGUGCCGACCGCUACCGCCGAAGAGGUCGUCGCCCCAAGCACGGCGACACAAUCUGGUAGUGAACCAAUUGAAGUGGUAACUCACGUUAAGACGAACGGCAACGAAUGGUCAGUGCGGUUGAAGGUGGUUCCUGUAAUGAUUCACGGACCUAAUGGUGAAUUCCGUGCAAGCGCACUGCUGGACGACGGCUCCACAGUCUCAUUGAUUAGCGCGUCGUUGGCAGCGCGCGCCGGUCUGCGCGGGCGUACACAAACCAUGCGAGUUCGUGGCGCAUGGGACAAGAACGAGCUAGUGUGUGCGGCAGAACUAGUGGACUUAAUCGUUUCUAACAAACUCGGUGAAAAGUUUAAUAUAAGUGCGCGUAGUGUCAACGAACUGAGCUUGCCAGAACAAGGGUCAUUGAACUUUCAGUGCGAGACCUAUGACCACUUACGCGAUAUUAAAGACGAUCUGUGUUUUGCGUCGUUAAAACCCGACUUACUGAUAGGGCAAGAUAAUUACCAUUUAUUAUUACCUUUAGAUACACUAGGAGGCAAGCCAGGCGAGCCGUGCGCCACCCGCACGCCAUUGGGUUGGUGCCUGCACGGCAGGGUACCGAGUACACAAGCUCAGCACGCCGCAUUGUGUAUGUCGGACGUCGCGCCUGUUGUUGUCUCCGCGACCGACGAGCUGCAUGAUGAGGUGCGACGUUACUUCGCGCUCGAGUCAAUGGGUGCCUCACCAUCAAAGCCCCGACAGAACGCAGAAGAUGAGCGCGCCUGGAAGCGCCUCGAACAGACUUCCACGCUGCUGGACGGAAGGUGGUAUGUCGGCCUCCCGUGGAAGGACGAAGACUGUACAUUGCCCGACUCGUUACCUAUGGCUAUGUCACGAUUAAGAGGCGUAGAACGCCGACUGAAAAUGAACAGUGGUUACGCGCAGCGAUAUCACGAACGGAUACAGCAUUUAAUUCAAAAUGAUUACGCUGAACAAUUAACCGAUGAUAAAAAUGUGUGUCGAAAGAAAGUUUGGUACUUACCACACUUCGGCGUCGACAAUCCUAAUAAGAAGAAACUGCGGUUAGUCUUCGACGCUGCCGCUAAAACAUCAGGAAUCUCUCUAAAUGACUAUCUACUAAAGGGGCCAGACCUACUUAUGUCACUAUUUGGAAUUAUGUUACGGUUCCGUGAGAAUAGAAUAGCCGUAACCGGAGACAUAAAAGACAUGUUUUUACGAGUGAAGAUUCGCCCUGAAGACCAAGAUGCAUUUAGAUUCAUUUAUCGGGGCAACCCAAAUGAAGAUUUCGACCCAAACAUGCUAAACGAACCUGUUAAAACAUUCGUCAUGACGUCACUAAUAUUUGGCGCCAAUUGUUCACCGUUCGUCGCUCAAUUCGUUAAGAACAUAAACGCUCGGCGUUUCGAGUCAUCAUUGCCUGCCGCCGUAGCUGCUAUACUGACGCAGCACUAUAUGGAUGACUACAUCGAUAGCUUGCCCGAUGACCAAACAGCUAUUGAACUAGUAAAAGAGGUAACACGCAUACAUGCUCAAGGAGGCUUCGAGAUACGAAAUUGGAAUAGCAAUAGUACGGCAGUGCUUGAUAGCCUACCACAAGCGACGUUGGGCGACUCUGCUGUAAAGUUCAAAAUGGGCGAGCAAAAUGACGGCGACCGAACACUUGGUCUUAUAUGGCACACGACCGACGAUACUCUGAGGUUCGACAUGACAUUCAAAAAGAUACCAAAAGAAAUUAUUGACGGCGAACGAAAACCUAGUAAGAGAGAAAUGUUACGAGUAGUGAUGAGUAUCUUCGACGUUUACGGCUUCUUAUCACCAUUCACAAUUAACGGAAAAAUUCUAUUGCAAGAAACUUGGCAACUAAAUAUCGAUUGGGACGACUUAAUUAGCGACGAAAUAUUUAUAAAAUGGAAAAAAUGGAUUUGUUUACUGAAAUCGCUGGGAGAUAUAAAACUACCCAGAUACUAUCAAUCGGUAAUGAGUGCGAGUGGGACAGAAAAGCAUCAGCUGUCGGCUAAUGACCUCGUCGACCCUAUGAGCGCUACGAGCAGCGCUACGCCCGUAGCGGACAACACCAGUGCUACGCCGCUGCCGUCGACGACACUGAACCAAACUGUUGUGAACAGAAAUGGUUAUAAAGAACUCGAGAUGCAUGUAUUCUGUGACGCGUCUGUGAAGGCAUUCUGCGCUGUGGCUUAUUGGAGAUGGAUUGAUCACGACGAUAACAUACGUGUGGCAUUCAUUGCUAGCAAAUGCAGAGUUGCGGGGAAUAAGCCGAUUACAGUACCGCGUCUCGAACUACAGGCCGCUGUGUUAGCAUCUAGACUCGCGGAGACUAUUACUAACGAGCACAAGCUGAAAGCUGUAAGGAGAGUGUUUUGGAGUGACUCUACAACGGUACUCCACUGGAUCAAAAAUAACGCUCGUAAUUACAAGAUGUACAUUGCCAAUAGAUUGGGAGAAAUUGACGAGUUGUCUCGAAUACAUGAAUGGCGCUAUGUACCGACUAAGCUAAAUAUAGCAGAUAUAGCCACACGAGAAAACUACGAUUGCUCGGUGUUACAAGAUGAGUGGCUACGGGGAGCUACCUUCUUGUAUAAGCAUCCGGAAUAUUGGCCGCUAGAUGUCGUUGAACCUGCGAACAAAGAGUUAUUAGAAUGUGUAACAGUAAUUGAUAACACCAUAGAAACCUGUACGUUACCUGUACCUGAACCUUCACGCUUCUCUUCAUGGCUACGCUUGUUACGAACAACAAGUCAAGUACUUACCUUUGUUGAUAACAUUAUCAAGGCCAUCAAUAAGAGAAAACAGAUAGCUUCCACCUGUAAUCUGAAUGAUGACGUGAUGGACAGGGCCGAACGCUUACUAAUAAAGCACUCACAAGCUUUAUCAUUUGGAAGAGAGAUUAAGCUACUUCAAGCGUCUACGGCACUACCUACUUCGAGUAAGCUACUUACCUUAUCUCCGUACCUAGAUGAGCACGGAGUCCUGCGAUGUGGAGGCCGCAUCAACGCUGCUCCUGAAAUAACUCCAGACGUUAAACAACCUGUAAUACUAGAUGGUCACAGUCACAUUACUCAGCUGAUUGUGAAGCAUUAUCACCAAAGAGCUUUCCACGGCCACCAGGAAAUGGUGGUUAAUGAGCUGAAACAGAAGUACUGGAUUGUACGUAUUAGACCUACUGUUAAACAUGUUAUUUCAAAAUGCAUGCUGUGCAGAAUCAGGCGUGCACAGCCUCGACCUCCUCGAAUGGGAGACUUACCUGAGGGACGAUUGGCGCAUCAUCAGCGUCCCUUUACCCACACUGGAGUGGACCUGUUCGGACCUAUGGAAGUGACCAUAGGACGCCGCCGAGGAAAAAGGUACGGCGUGUUGUUUACCUGUCUCACUGUGAGGGCUAUACAUGUUGAGCUCGUAGGAAGCCUUACUACCGAUGACGUCAUAAUGGCUCUCCGACGAAUGGCAGGCAGACGCGGGUGGCCGCGAUACCUUUACUCGGAUAAUGGUACUAAUCUGAGAGGCGCCGACAAGGAGUUGAAGAACCCACAUUGGGGUGGGGCAUGGGAGCGACUCAUUCGCUGCGUGAAAAACGCACUGAAAGUCGUGCUGAAAGAGCGAGCACCUCGAGACGCUGUUCUACAAACUCUCAUGACAGAGGUUGAAGUGAUGGUAAAUAGUCGGCCCCUCACCCAUGUGAGCGUUGAGCCGAACACUGACGAGACAUUAACACCCAACCAUUUCCUCCUUGGCUCAUCCUCAAACCUACCGACUAUGGGCACCUUUGAUGAGUCAGAUACAUUCUUGCGCAAACAGUGGAGGAUUGCUCAGCAGCUGGCUGACUCAUUCUGGCGACGGUGGGUGAAGGAGGUGCUGCCGGACAUGCGUCCGAGAAAGAAGUGGCAGCAAGAGCAGAGGCCCUUACAAGUGGGUGACCUCGUUUUAAUUGUCGAUCCCGCAUCCCCACGAAACGUUUGGCCACGCGGCAUAAUUCGAAGAGUGAUGCCAGGCCAAGACGGCCGCAUCAGAGUCGCCGAGGUGCAAACAAAGUCGGGCAUAUUGCGACGACCGGUAGCACGAGUUGUGUAUAUAGCUAUCGGGAAUGAGUGCUGA